This is a messenger RNA of Nematocida ausubeli, 993 nucleotides long. RefSeq lists its product as uncharacterized. The transcript has a single exon. Gene Ontology annotation, biological process: translation. Gene Ontology annotation, molecular function: structural constituent of ribosome; RNA binding. NCBI's taxonomy places the organism in Eukaryota, Fungi, Microsporidia. The record is from RefSeq and is a predicted model, not a curated record. Bases 1 to 993 code for a protein of 330 amino acids. Gene Ontology annotation, cellular component: ribosome; cytosolic large ribosomal subunit.
AUGAUACAAAACCAAGUAGAGUGCUAUGAAAUAGAUGGAAACACAAUAUAUAAAAAAGUAGACCUUCCAAAGGUAUUCUCCAUUCCAGUGAGAAGCGACUUAGUAUGCACAGUGCACGACAUGGUUAAGAGAAACACCAGGCAGCCAUACGCAGUUGACCCAAUGGCCGGUAUGAGACACUCAGCACAUUCCUGGGGAACAGGAAGAGCACUAGCAAGAGUACCCCGUGUGUCAGGAGGAGGUACCCAGAGAGCAGGACAGGGAGCCUUUGCUAACUUCUGUAGAAAAGGUAGAAUGGCAAGUCCAACUACCGUCCUAAGAAGAUGGUUCAGAAAGACAACCAAGAAUACUAGAAGACAUGCAGCAGCAAUGGCCGUAGCAGCCACUGCAUCCCCUGCCUUAGUUGAGAGCAGAGGACAUAUUAUUGCCAACCAGAAGAGUAUCCCAAUAGUAGUCUCAAAUGAGAUUGAGUCUCUUAAGAGAACUAAACAGGCACUUGAACUCAUCAACAACUUCUCACUUGCUGAGGAGGUUGAAAGAGUUAAGAACAGUAAGGCAAUCAGAGCUGGUAAGGGUAAGGCACGUAACAGAAGAUGGGUCAUGAGAAGAGGAGUCCUUGUAAUCUACAAGGAGGACAAGGGAAUCACCAGGGCAUUCAGAAAUAUCCCAGGAAUUGACCUUAUGCCAGUAGACCAGCUUGACCUUUUGAAGCUAGCACCAGGAGGCCACCUUGGUAGACUUGUAGUCUGGACUGAGGGAGCAUUUGAGAGACUCAGAGAACUCUUUGGGGACGACGGUUUGGCUGCAGUUAAGACAGGAUACAGACUACCAGAGUCUAAGAUUAGCUGCGCAGAUGUGAAAGUUCUGCUGAAGUCAGAGGAAAUUGUGGCACUGUUUGACAAGAAGCCUUGCUUGACUAUUAGAAAGAGAAAGGCAGACCCACAGGCAGUAGCAGCAAUUAACCCGUACUUUGAGCUUUUCAACACGGUUUAA